Molecule: messenger RNA, 1473 nt
Organism: Lepisosteus oculatus (spotted gar)
Lineage: Eukaryota; Metazoa; Chordata; Actinopteri; Semionotiformes; Lepisosteidae
Gene: iba57
Product: iron-sulfur cluster assembly factor IBA57
Biological process (GO): iron-sulfur cluster assembly
Cellular component (GO): mitochondrial matrix
Molecular function (GO): protein binding
Source: RefSeq, a predicted model, not a curated record
UUUUCAUAGCGCGCAAAGACUUCUGGGAUUUAAAAUGGCUUCAGUUUUGAAAAGUUAGUUAUGGAAGAUUCUCCUUGGAGAAAAGAAAACUUGUUUUUCUUAAACGCUGAUUUUUAUCUGUUGUCUUAGCACCUUAAAAUAUAAUAAUGUAUAACUCUUGUGUGUUUCAUGGCAUCGUUGGGACGGCGGUGUAUAGAACUGUGUUCAGGUUGAACUCCACUCAUGCAAUGACAGGCAGAGCCCGGUCCUGCCAAAUCAUUACAGAUGCUAAGAGAAAUUGCAGGCAAUUGCAUGACAAAGCAGGAUCGAGCAAGUUUAUCCUGUACAAUCUGACCCACAGGACUUUGUUGAAACUUCAAGGAAAGGACACCAGAAUUUUUCUACAGGGUCUUAUUACCAAUGACAUCGAGCGCCUGGCGGUUAAAGGUGAGCAGAGAGCUCUCUACGCACACAUGCUGAACGUUCAAGGGAGGACGCUGUUUGAUGUCAUUAUAUACAGCUUGACAAAUAACGAAGAGGGUGAAUGCAGCGUACUCUUGGAAUGUGACAGCACAGUGACAGACUCCCUUCAAAAACACCUGAAGGUCUAUAAAAUCCGUCGGAAGGUAACUGUUGCGCCCUGUUCAGACCUGUCGCUGUGGGCAGUAAUGCCCCAGGGAGGAGAGGAGGACAGCAAGACUGCCAACUUGGAGCUCACAUGUUCAACUAGCGUGCGGGUGUGGGAAGCAGACCCUCGUGUGGCAGUGAUGGGCUGGAGGCUGGUUGUGGACAAGCAAGUGAAUCCUCAGGAACUCAUACCACAGAGCCAGCAGGGGGACAUUGAUGACUACCAUAGAUACCGAUACACAAUUGGGCUCUCUGAGGGUGUGGAGGACCUUCCUCUGGGGGUGGCUCUCCCCCUGGAGUCCAACCUGGUCUACAUGAAUGGGGUCAGUUUCACCAAAGGCUGUUACAUUGGUCAGGAGCUGACAGCCAGGACUCACCACACUGGCGUCAUCCGCAAGCGCCUGAUGCCUGUGCGUCUGUCUGGCCCUGUCCAAGAGCCCGAGAAGGACAUCUGUACUGCGUCAGGGAAGUCAGCGGGGAAAUACCGUGCCGGCUUAGGAUCCCUGGGUCUGGCGCUGAUCCGCCUUGCUCAUGCUAACGAACAGCUUAUCCUCCAGUCCUCAGAGGGUGUCAGACUCACGUUGAAGGCUUCUGUACCUAACUGGUGGCCAAAGGACCAAAAAAGUAUUAAGGAAUCGUAAAGGAAAUUCUUAACAAUGUAGGCGCAAUACUCAGGAUAGGCACAAAACUUUGAAAUGCUUGUGAUAAGGACAGUAAAGUAAUGGUAUUAAAUAAUGUGUUAAACUAUGUACAUAUUAUCUAUCCCUUUGUAUAGAUAACACUGGUGUUUGUUUCUUGGAGUCUGUAUGAGUUUGAAUUUGAUUCUUUUGCAAAUUGAACCACAUAAAUAAACUUUAGUUAAAUGAA